This is a messenger RNA of Ipomoea nil (Japanese morning glory), 861 nucleotides long. RefSeq names its product basic leucine zipper 43-like. The transcript has a single exon. The record is from RefSeq and is a predicted model, not a curated record. Lineage: Eukaryota; Viridiplantae; Streptophyta; Magnoliopsida; Solanales; Convolvulaceae. Gene Ontology annotation, molecular function: DNA-binding transcription factor activity. The coding region runs from base 78 to 668 and encodes 196 amino acids. Gene Ontology annotation, biological process: regulation of DNA-templated transcription.
AUGCGAUACUCCCGUACCUUCUCACUGCUAUCUGCAGACAAAAACCCUCUAAACAUAUCACCUUCAAUCUAGUCAACAUGAUAUCAUCAGAGAUAACCGGCAUCAACUAUGUUGCUGCUGAUAACCCCUUACCUCUUCCUCUUGAUUACAGCUUCAUGCCGAAUGAUAUACCUGCACUCCAUUUCAGUAAGUUUAUAACCAACUGGGCGAAUUAUCAAACCACUCUUCCUUUCCCAGAGUUCCCUGCGCCUUUGUCAUGUGUCAGCAAUAAUUCAACCUCAGAUGAGUCAGAUGAACACCAGCUUAGAAUCAUUGGUGAGAGAAAACAGAGGAGGAUGAUAUCUAACAGAGAAUCAGCUAGGAGGUCAAGGAUGCGGAAACAGAGGCAUUUGGAUGAGCUGCGGUCCCAAGUGUUUCACCUUAGAACAGAGAAUCACAAUCUGUUAGAUAAGUUGAAUCAAGUGUCAGACUGUCAUGACAAGGUGCUUCAAGAGAAUGCCUGCCUCAAGGAAGAAGCUUCUGGUCUUCGUCAAAUGGUCAUGGAGCUCCAACUUCGAAGUCCUUUCAGUGAUUUAGGCGAGCUGGAAGAGAUUACAUGCACCACAGAUCAUCUGAAGACUGAACCUUCAAACCAAACCAAUAGCAGUUCUAUAAAUAUGUUUCACUAGGCAUGAUCUCCAUUACUAAUACUCUGAGAGAUUCAGAGAAGGGAAAUGGGGGAGAGUGAGGGUGAGAGUGCUAGAUGUUUUCUCUUUUGCUUUCUGUUUUUACAUGAAUGUCAAUCAGUCUUUAAGUUCACCUAACAGAAUGAACACAGACAGAAUGUGCAAUAAUACCUUAUGACCAUAUUAAUCUGAGUAA